AAUUCUCAAAACAGUAAGCAGUAACCAAUGCUCGUUGCAGCUUGCAGCAUGGUGCAUCGGUGCAUAGAAUCAAAGCACUGUAAGGGUGUACACUGUAAUUCGUAACGUAGAUCAAGAAGUUUGUUUUGAAAAAAAAAUACAAAAUAUUGGCGCGAUAUGGGGGACAAAGAACAUCACGUGCACUUCAGCGGCGGUAGUGGAAUGGGCAAAGAUAAUAAUAUAAUGAUACAACCUCAACGUCACGGUCACAUUGAUGCACAUCUCGGUUUCCUGCAGCUUCAUCACAGAUAUCACAUCGAAUUUUCGGUGCCGUGGAACGUGUGUAUACACGGGGAAGGUCAAAGUAUGGCUCCCGCUGUGGUCGUAGGCAACUCGAAUCCCAAUUGCUCUGUAAUUGAUUUCGCUCAGGACAAGGACGGUCUAAGAUUAAAAGUCGAUCUUUUGGCCUACAAGGAAAAGAUAAUAAAAGAGGAAGUUCAGCUCAUGUGCUGCAAGUCAGGAUCACCUUUGAACAUCCUCAUCCAUGCUCGUGUCCUUGGAAAGGACAAGGGGACUCCAUUAUUGCGAAAUGGGAUAAAAAGCGUUGCGAUCGUAGCCAACGAGGACGACGAGGACGAGGACGACGACGACGUUUCUGAAUAGAACAUUUUUUAACGGGACACCACGAUCUCGAAUCAAAGCAGCGUUUUUAAAGCUCCAUUUGCAUUUAGGAGGUCUCGGAUGAAUUUUGAAAAAAAUAAUCUUUCUAUCGAACUUGGAGGAACCUCCGAGAGAAAUAACAAAAAGAACAUUAACGACGAUUUUAUCAUCACUGAACAACGCAUUUUUAUUGCUCUAUCUGAAUUCACGGAAUCGUGAGAGAUUUCGCGAAGAAAAUCAAUUUUUUACGAGCUAACAAGAAACUAAUUGUUAUAAUUAACGAAAAGAAAUUUCUAAUAGUUUGCUCAGUGAAAUUUCGAGAUGAACUGAAUCGGAAAUCCAAGUGAAUCAGUGACAAGAAGUUUCACGGGAAUUAGUCUAACGAAUCGCGAGAAAAAAUGUCUCACGAGCGUUAAGAGUCGUAAAAAUCAGCCAAUCAAGAUAAAAAUAAUCAACCAAAUGGAAUAACGAGACAUUUUGUAAUACUUCGGAGUAAACGAAAUUAAGAACAGGCAGAAAGUCAACUUCGCCUCAAGAAAACAUGCAAUAACGCCUUAAGUUAACAGUCGAUACGAAGAUAAUUUUUGCCUAGUUAAAAUUCCGACUGUAAAGAGUUUACAGAGAGGAAAGCAAAGCCUACAAUAUUUCGCUCGAAAGAACCUCUUUGCCUUCACUCACUACGCGUGUUUGACACGUGCGAGCUUUGCGACAGAGUUAAGACGAUUUAUCUCGUUCGUUGUGAACGCCCCAUUGAAAACGAUCGAUAUAUCUUAAGAGCGUAUAUUUUAAUAUUGUUUCUACAACGAAGUGCAUUGAAGCAAGCUCACGUUGAGCGGCUCUGGAUCGUCACGUAUCAGUGAUUAAAACACAGUGAGAACGUUUUAUUGAAUCUCGUUGAAUAAAACAUUAAUAUUAUAAGACGA
This is a messenger RNA of Venturia canescens, 1562 nucleotides long. RefSeq lists its product as uncharacterized. Lineage: Eukaryota; Metazoa; Arthropoda; Insecta; Hymenoptera; Ichneumonidae. The coding region runs from base 157 to 642 and encodes 161 amino acids. The transcript has 4 exons. The record is from RefSeq and is a predicted model, not a curated record.